Molecule: messenger RNA, 5244 nt
Organism: Halichondria panicea
Lineage: Eukaryota; Metazoa; Porifera; Demospongiae; Suberitida; Halichondriidae
Product: receptor-type tyrosine-protein phosphatase T-like
Exons: 30
Coding region: 34-5076 (1680 amino acids)
Biological process (GO): cell communication; peptidyl-tyrosine dephosphorylation involved in inactivation of protein kinase activity
Cellular component (GO): signaling receptor complex; membrane
Molecular function (GO): protein binding; protein tyrosine phosphatase activity
Source: RefSeq, a predicted model, not a curated record
ACUUAUUACUUGUUGUGUUAUGGAAUCAUAGAUAUGAUGGCACUCGUAACUCAGAGUGUGAUUGUGAUGCUGCUAUGCACUCUCAGUCAGUGCAGUGCAGCUGAAACAGUCAGCUUUAGCAGUGGCAGUGAAUCUCAGACAGUAAUGGAGGGAGACAGUUUGUCAGUCUGUGUGAUGGCGACACUGGACCCUGGAGAUAGUGUAGAGGUGGGACUAUCAGUCACUCCAGCAGGAGGACUUGAUGUUCCUGCAAACACAUUGCAUCUGACUAACACCACUACUACCCCGGAUAACUGCUGGAUGGUUACUGCCAUGGAGGAUGAUAUUUAUGAAGUGGAUAGUCAGACAUUUACACUGGAGCUUGUUCUUACGAACCCAACAUCGUCAGAUAUUAUGCUGACAGAUCCAACUCCUGCAACUACUAUCACAGUAAUGGAUGAUGAAGAGGUGAUGGUAGAGUUCACAAUCUUUGCGGGAACAAAAUUAGAAGCUGUCAUUGCAGUAACAGAAGGGCAACCUACUGUUGAGGUGUGUGUUGAAGUUAGUGGUGCAACUAUUAGUGAGAGAGAGGUGAUGGUACACGUUGCUACUAGCGAACUGCAGGACGAUCCAAAAGCAGCAACCUCGAACAGGGAUUAUGCACAUUUUACAAUGGAUGCAACAUUUAAUUCUACUGUAUCACGAGUUUGUGGGAUUAGUGUUCAAACAAAUGUGGACUUAAUUUAUGAGAGCUUCGAGGUGUUUAGUGUGAGCCUAUCAGUCGUUGAUGCCAGUGCUAAUCCGAGGAUCACACUUGGGGCAAAUAAAAUCAUUCGUAUUAAAGAAGUGCAAAGAGCUCUAGUAUCGCUAGUGAACCAAACUAUAGUGCAGAAUGAAGGAGAUGGUGAUGUGUCAGUGUGUGCUAGACUAGACUCUCCAGAGGGAGGGGCAGAGAAAGAGAUAUUUAUAACACUUAAUAAUACUGAUAUCUUGCUUUCUGUUGACUUCACCUUCCCCUCCAACUCUCGUGUGGGGGCUUCCUGGUGCCUAACUAUCCCAGUUACCAAUAAUAACGUGUACGGAGCAAAUGCUGUGUUGACUGUUACUCUUGGUAAAAUAGUUGAAGGUCAAGCAAGAUUGGAUCUGGGAAACACGAUGACAACAGUGACUGUCAACGAUGAUGAUGAUGUCACUAUUGAAAUGAAGAAUGAAACUCUAAACCAAAAUGAAGGAGAUGGUGAUGCCAUUGUCUGUGCUGUACUCACUAGACCAACUGGUGGUUUAGGACAGUCAGUCACUGUCCAGUUCACUGCUCCAGCAAACCUAUCUCUUAAUGGACAACUGACACAUGAUAUAACCUUCCCAAGUGGAGCUGCACUUCUCUCUGAACAAUGCAUUACUUACACUGACCCUGUGAGCAAUGAUGAACUGUUUGAUACUACAAGUCCACUGGCAUUAUUCGUUGUGACAUUGAGUGAUAACCAGGAUCGUAUUACUGCCACUGGUACCACCACAAUCAACGUGUACGAUGAUGAUGAUCCGGUGUUGGCUCUAUCACAAUUGUCUUACACCUUUGCGGAAGUUACGGAGGAGACUGGAGAGAUCUGUGUUGUGUUGGAGGGUCCAUCUGGAGGACUGGCAACUGGAACACUUGAAGUGCUGUUCAAUAUUGACACAGGGAAUAUCAAUAGAUCAGCAACUCCACAAGUUGAUUUCACUACUAGUUCUCUAGUGCAAACGAGGCAGUUUUCAACUAUUGGAGAGUCCAGAUGUAUCUCAGUGACAAUAGUUGAUGACGUCACCGCUGAUCCUGGUGAAUCGUUUCGGGUCACAGUAACUUCCCCCAACAAUCGAGUUACGUUUAGAGGUGGAGCGGUUGCUAUAGUAAUAAUCGACAAUGAUGAUGUGCUGCCUGGUCCAACUAACCUCAGAAACUCUACAACAGAAUCUACAAGAGUGUGGUUGAUGUGGGACCAUCCAGAAUUAGAUCCUACCUCUGUAGCACUAAUUAAGUACAGUGUAGUGACAUCGACCGAUGGUUUCCCAUCAAUGUCGCUUACUACAAAUUCCCCCUUCCUUUUAAUCACUGACCUUGUCCCGUAUAAACAAUACCACUUCUCUGUCAGUGCUAUUUAUGAGGAGGGCAACAUUGGUGAAGCAGUUUCAAUUGAUGUAAGAACAAGACAAGACGCUCCUGGGAUUGUAACUGCUCCAACAGCCAGUUUCACGGCAACCACCCUCACCCUCUCCUGGGGUCCACCAGCUGAACCUAAUGGAGUCAUCAUCACCUACACACUGUAUGUGGACUACCUCAAUGGAACCAUCACGAACAUCCUCACUACAUUCGAACAGUUCAUCGUAUCUCCCCUGAGGCCCUAUCAAACUAUAUCAGUGCAAGUAUCAGCCAGUACUUCAGUUGGUGAGGGACGAAAAACAUCCAGUAUGGAGUUCACUACAGCCGAGGCCAAGUCUGGCCCAGUUGGUAGUCUGAGAGUCUUAAGAGUGAAUGAAACCACCUUCACUGUCAACUGGAUUCCGCCUGCCGAGGUCAAUGGAGUGUUACUAGCAUACACUAUCAGGACCAACGAGGAAGAAAGCAGAUCAGCAGUUACAGAGUACAACACUUCAGAUACCUCGUUCUCUAUCCAUGAAUUAGUCCCCUAUACUCCCUAUGUGGUAUCAGUGGCUGCCAUCAAUGGCGCUGGUGCUGGAGAGCCUGUCAGUGUUGUAGAAUUCACUGCUGAAGGAAUUCCCCUCUUCCAUCCUCGAGAUAUUGGUUCCACUCGACUGAAUGGAACAGCUGUGUGGGUAUCAUGGAGACCACUCAGUCGCUCAGAGGCUAGAGGCUUCAUCACUAACUACACCAUCACCUACUGGAGAGUUGGCUCUAAUGCUGCGAAUACUAGUACCAUUACUGUAUCUGGGGAAGACGCCAGCUCUGCUAUAAUUAUUAAUCUGGACCCAAACUCUGAUUACUACUUUACAGUGUCAGCUGGUACAGUACAGGGAGUGGGCAAUGUCAGUGUUGCCAUGGUUAUACUCGCACAGUCGUCAGGGACAAUGGUUGAAGUGAUUUCUGGGGUUGUUGCAGGACUGAUCGUUGCCGUGGUUCUACUGAUAAUCAUAGUCUGCAUUGUUUGCAUAGUUAGGAGAAGAAAACAACAUGAUAACUUUGCUCCUAAACAAAAGCUAAUGAAACCUGCUCCUCCACCAAAACCAAUUCGUAGUCCUGACACUUACCCACUUUAUGAGAAGAAGGUAGAAUCUCAAGAAGACCUGCACGAAGUAGAAGUGGAAGAAGUGGACACGGCCUUCGAUACUAGUGACGACAUUGCAGUGAUUGAUUUUGCCAGUCAUGUUCGAGAGCUGCACAAAGAUGAUGACACUGACUUCGAGAGUGAGUAUCGCUCUAUCAAGGAUGGCAAUCACCCGUGGAAUGUGGCACAGCUGCCCCAGAACAAGUUCAAGAAGAACAGGUUCACAAACAUCUUCCCCUAUGACCACUGUAGAGUCAAGCUGCAGUCAACAGAUACACCUGGCUCUGACUACAUCAAUGCCAGCUGGAUAAAGGGCUAUAAGAGAGACAAUGCUUACGUUGCUGCACAAGGUCCUAUGGCUUCAACUGUGGAGGAUUUCUGGCGCAUGAUUUGGGAGAAUAAACUCCCUACGAUUGUCAUGGUGACAAAACUGGUUGAGAGCUCUAGAGAGAAGUGUGCCCGAUAUUGGCCCAGUGCUACCGGGGAGGAAAUGGAAGUUGGUCCGAAUAUUGUUGUCCUUCUAAAGGAGAUCAAAUUGUUCACUGACUACGAGAUCAGGAUCAUGUCAAUAACAAAUGCAUCAGAGCCUGGGUCCAGUCCGUUCCUAGUUACCCACUUCUACUACCUAGGUUGGCCCGACCACGGUGUUCCACAAUAUGCCACCUCUCUCCUCGGUUACCUGAGGCGGGUCCGCAAGAGCCAUCCCGUAUCCGGGGGCCCCCUCCUGGUCCACUGCAGCGCAGGGGUCGGGCGCACAGGUACGUUCAUCGUACUAGAUGCCAUGCUCCAGCGUAUCCAGGAGGAGAGGGUAGUGAACGUGUACCAGUUUGUGCGGGAACUGCGGGAGAGACGAUGUCUUAUGGUGCAGACUAUGUCACAGUACGUGUUCAUCCACGAUGCUCUGGACGAGCUGAUAACAUGUGGAGAUACUGAGAUAGCUGCUCACAACCUCAACAUUGCCAUCAACCAGCUAGGCAGAAAAGCCCCAGGGAAAUCACUGUCUGGAUAUGAGGAGCAGUUUCAGCUUCUGGAACAAGUCAGCAGGAAACCAUCACAACAAGACAGAGACAUCAUUGCCAGCCAAGAAGUGGAGAGCAAGAACCGUUACCAUGACAAAUUCCCAUAUGAUGCACAUCGACCCAAGCUCAUGGGAAGCUCCAAACAAGACCAGUACAUCAAUGCCAGCUUCAUAGAUGGCUACAAACACAGGAGGUGCUUCGUGGUCACACAGGCUCCCCUGGACAACACUGUACUGGACUUUUGGAAGAUGGCCAAGAAUCUUGAGAGCAGGACAAUCGUGUUGCUAUGUGACCUGACUGAAAAUGGAAAGGAUAUGUGUACGCAGUACUGGCCGGAUAAGGUUGACGGAGAGGUCACUUAUGGCAAGAUGACUCUCAAACUGCUCUCGGAAAAAUGCGAGAAAGAAAUUAUUGUGAGAAAACUGGAGAUAUCUCAAACUCUGAAAGUGGCUGGCAGUGACUGUUACGUGCUGACUAUGUUUCAUUGCAAGACGUGGAAUGAGAAUGGGACUCCGCCGGCACCGGAAUUGGUUAUACACCUGAAUGAGCUGGUGGUCAACAGUCAGAAAUCGACAGGCAACAAACCCAUCAUUGUCAUGUGCAAUGAUGGGUGUGGUCGGUCUGGCACCUUCCUGAGUGUGUACUCGGCCAUCGAUAGGUUCAAAGUUGAAGCGGUGGUGGAUGUGUUUCAGUGUGUGAAGUCAGCACGCAUUCAGAGGAUGGCACUGGUGGCCAAUAUGGAGCAGUACAUACUCGUGCACGAGGUUCUCAAGAAUUACAUGAACUCAUUUGAUCAAUACGCCAACUUUGCAGUAUUGUAAAUAUCAGAGACUGUACAGUAGUUAUGCCUCGCAAGUGAGGUAUACGGUAGUGACUGUGUGUGUGUGUGUGUGUGUGUGUGUGUGUGUAGACUACGUACUGCUACUGAUAGAAUGUAAAUCGCUCCGAAUUCUUUGCAAGACUUGACCAUCUCAACAGAAAGUACAAAA